AUGGAGCACAGCGGCAGUGUGAACAACAGCUCGGAGUUCGGCGCCUCGACAGCGGGCAGAUCCACGGCCAUGCCCUGGACGAACAACAAGGAGUCGCCGAACAAUGAGGAUGACUCGAACGAGGACGAUGGCGACACACUGGCCACACCCGCCAAGGUCACCGAUCCGCUGGCACCGCGCCUGGCCAACAAUGAGCGCGUGCUGGUCGUUUCCGUGACGGAGCGCACCCGCGAGACUUGGGGCCAAAAGGCCGAGUUCCUGCUGGCCGUCAUUGGUUUUGCCGUCGAUCUGGGCAACGUCUGGCGCUUCCCGUACAUUUGCUAUCAGAAUGGCGGCGGUGCCUUCCUCGUGCCCUACUGCCUGUUCCUCAUCUUUGGCGGCCUGCCGCUGUUCUACAUGGAGUUGGCUUUGGGACAAUUUCAUCGCUGCGGCUGUUUGAGCAUUUGGAAGCGCAUCUGUCCGGCAUUGAAAGGUGUUGGCUAUGCCAUUUGCUUGAUUGACAUCUAUAUGGGAAUGUACUACAACACAAUUAUUGGCUGGGCGGUGUACUAUCUGUUUGCCUCAUUCACCUCCAAGUUGCCCUGGACAUCGUGCGAUAAUCCCUGGAACACGGACAACUGCAUGCCCGUGACCAGCGAGAACUUCACGGAGUUGGCCACAUCGCCAGCCAAGGAGUUCUUUGAGCGCAAUGUGCUGGAGAGCUACAAGGGCAAUGGGCUGGACUACAUGGGUCCCGUGAAGCCCACACUGGCGCUCUGCGUCUUCGGUGUCUUCGUUCUGGUCUACUUCUCGCUGUGGAAGGGCGUGAGGAGUGCCGGCAAGGUUGUGUGGGUCACAGCCCUGGCUCCCUAUGUCGUGCUGAUCAUUCUACUCGUGCGUGGCGUCUCGCUGCCCGGAGCCGAUGAGGGCAUCAAGUAUUACCUGACGCCCGAGUGGCACAAGCUGAAGAACUCCAAGGUGUGGAUAGAUGCUGCCUCGCAGAUCUUCUUCUCGCUGGGUCCCGGCUUUGGCACGCUGCUAGCCCUCUCCAGUUACAAUAAAUUUAAUAACAAUUGCUACCGGGAUGCGCUCAUCACGAGCACAAUCAAUUGUUUGACCAGCUUCCUCGCUGGAUUUGUCAUCUUUUCGGUUUUGGGCUACAUGGCCUAUGUGCAAAAGACUUCCAUCGAUAAGGUUGGCCUGGAGGGUCCCGGCCUCGUGUUCAUUGUCUAUCCCGAGGCCAUUGCCACGAUGAGCGGCUCUGUGUUUUGGAGCAUUAUCUUCUUUCUGAUGCUCAUCACGCUGGGAUUGGACAGCACUUUUGGCGGCCUGGAGGCCAUGAUAACGGCGCUAUGCGAUGAGUAUCCUCGCGCGAUUGGACGACGUCGUGAGCUGUUCGUGCUGCUGCUGCUCGUGUUUAUAUUUUUGUGUGCGCUGCCCACAAUGACUUACGGUGGCGUUGUGCUGGUCAACUUCCUGAAUGUUUACGGGCCCGGACUGGCCAUACUCUUUGUGGUCUUCGUGGAGGCUGCGGGCGUGUUCUGGUUCUACGGCGUGGAUCGCUUUAGCUCCGAUGUGGAACAGAUGCUGGGCUCCAAGCCGGGACUCUUCUGGCGCAUCUGCUGGACGUACAUUAGCCCGGUGUUUCUGCUGACAAUCUUUAUAUUCUCGAUUCUCGGCUACAAGGAGAUGCUCGGGGAGGAGUACUACUACCCAGAUUGGAGCUACAAAGUUGGUUGGGCCGUGACCUGCUCCUCUGUGCUGUGCAUACCCAUGUACAUCAUCUACAAGUUUUGCUUUGCUUCGAAGGGCGACUGCCGGCAGCGGCUGCAGGAGUCCUUCAAGCCGGACGACAGCUGUGGCUCGGUGGUGCCCGGGCAGCAGGGCACCUCGGUGUGACAUGACAACAUCGUGCACCUAAACAUACACACAAAUCGCACCAAGAUCAAGAUUUAUAAUUUAAACUGUAAAAGCUUCUCACCAACAACGACAGUGCCAACGACGACCCCACACGAAGAGGGCAGCAAUAGGCUGCUGAACAGCUACCAUUCCUACCACACAAAUAAUCUUAGCUACCACAACCCCGAAGAGGAUGCGGCGGAGACCAGCCACACACCAAAUGGCAGAGAUAUUAUUACGUAUGGAGCCUCGCAUUUGCAUAGCCAAAAUGGUUUAGGUCUCGGCCCGAUGCCCUUUGCUGGCCAGGACAAUAACUACGGCCUGAGGCGGCUCAGCAGCAGCUGCAAGCCGCUCAAGUUCCCGCUGGCCAGCGAGUGGUUGGUCUAAAAAGGAAAGGGACAGCGUGAAAGCUCCGCAAAGCAGCCAUUUGGCGGGGUUUUCAUGUGCUCCCACUCCAUUUAGUUUGUAAGCUCAGUUUGUAAGUGA
Messenger RNA from Drosophila subobscura, 2364 nucleotides. Its product is annotated as sodium-dependent serotonin transporter. The transcript is spliced from 7 exons. The record is from RefSeq and is a predicted model, not a curated record. Gene Ontology annotation, biological process: sodium ion transmembrane transport; serotonin uptake. Gene Ontology annotation, molecular function: serotonin binding; serotonin:sodium:chloride symporter activity. Bases 1 to 1878 code for a protein of 625 amino acids. Lineage: Eukaryota; Metazoa; Arthropoda; Insecta; Diptera; Drosophilidae. Gene Ontology annotation, cellular component: neuron projection; membrane.